Molecule: messenger RNA, 1322 nt
Organism: Pimephales promelas (fathead minnow)
Lineage: Eukaryota; Metazoa; Chordata; Actinopteri; Cypriniformes; Leuciscidae
Source: RefSeq, a predicted model, not a curated record
CACGGUCGGUUAUCUGUGCACAAGCGCAUAAAUCACCACCUCAUUUUACUGGGAGGGUCCCAAUAAAUGACGUUAUUGCUGGCGUACGACUGCAGCGUAAAUGGGCUAAAUGAAUGCACAUCCAAUGGGCAACCAGUCAAACGCAUAUUAUCAGCAGCCAGGGAGAUAUCGAACCCACAAAAUCACUCUUAUUUAAGUUGACGUUGAGUUUUUGUCUUUGCUUACCUUUUUAAUAACACUUUGGAUUUACGAUCCAAAAGUUGUGCUUGACAAACGCUUCACUUCAGAAGACUCUUCUCAUCCAAACAGUGCAGGGCAAAACGAUGUGGUUUGCGCGGACCCUCCUCGCUCUAGCACUUCUUUGCGCACCGGUCUCCAGCCUGUGCUUACCAACGUACAACCCAGAGUUCAACUUUCUUUGCAACAACGAGAUGUUCUCCGAGGCGAAUGAUAAUGGGAAACCGUCGAAUUCCCUGCUCGACAGAGUAAACCUCCUAUACAAAUCAGCGCACGCGCUUUCCUCUGAGGACCCGCGCGAGAGGAGGACUGUACCCGCGUCUAAAUACAGGUACUUGAGCCAGACACAGCUCAGGAGUAAACUGUACCGCAACAGUGCGAAGAGCGAUCGACGCAACCAGGUCACUCUUUCCCUCGACGUGCCCACCAACAUUAUGAACAUCCUCUUCAACAUUGCCAAAGCCAAGAACCUGCGCGCAAAGGCGGAUGACAACGCGCGCCUGCUGGCGCAGAUUGGAAAGAGGAAAUGAACUCUUAUUCCUGACUUUAACAUUGGUUUUUGUAACCAACUGAGGCAUGUUAUAUAUCUAAUUUAAUUGUAAUAAAGGGUUUUUUUUCAGUUGCAUAAAAAAUAGCAAUACUGAAAAUUAAUGGAAUUUAUUAGCAGGUGAAAUAAUUGUCUUUAAAGGGUUUUGAAUUAUUAGCCUACCCACUAACUCUUGUUAGACUCUUAGAAACAGUAAGUGUUUAAAAUUGGCUUACUAUAUAGCAGCGAGACUCGUUUGACAUUUGUAAUCAAAACAACUGUUUAGUAGGUCAAAUUGUAUGCUCAAGCUUAAAAGAGAUGUUUGGAGUAUAAUAUUGCGUCUCAGAGGGAAGUAUACGACAUAUUUUGCCAAUCCUCUUUCACACAAUUUAUCUGUACAAAGCAAUGAAAGGUGAACUGAUUAUUUUAAAAAGAAAAUAACGCUCUGAUAUGCUACUUAUAAAGUGGGUUGAUAAAACCGACAGUGGAAUAUUUUUGUACUGAAAAUAAUUAUUAUUUUUUCGUUAAAUAAAUAAAUGCAAAUGAAAACAAAAGCGUC